CUCAAAACCCGAAAAGCAUAAUUAAGAAAAAUUCUGUGAUUGCAAUUGCGGUUGGAACGAAAACCAGCACACAAGAGGGUUCCCAACGACCGAGUUUCAGAACCACUGUUCGACUGAAUAUGUAGUAGACAUGUAGAAACACACCUCUCCGAACGCAUGAGAUCCCGCAGCUGUACUACACGGAAUGGCAUGACAUAUAGACUGUCAAGUACUGUAACACGUUAUACAGGUUCUCGGUCGGCCAAGAAGUUUCAUUUAAGUGCAAAAGAAAGGGAAAAAAAAGAGAGAGAGGGAAUGGUGUAAUUGCUGUAACUCCGCCCGAAUCCAGCUGCUAGGGGAUUGGAAUCCACUCUAAACGCAGACCAGAGCUGCAGUGUCGAAUACGUACACACUGGUGCUGCGCUGUUGCUGCCCUGCUUUUCGCGACUGAUUAUUAUUUGAAUCUGUAAAUUUGUGGCUACAACCGGAGCGCUUGUCUCCGGACACCUCACCAGCUGAUGUGCCGACCAUGGCUUCGCCUGUACGCGCUCCUGGCGGGACUAGUAGCAUCAGGAGUGCUGCAGGUGGGAGGGAUCACGAUCUACACGUCGGGCGAGGUGGAGGCGGUGAACGGCACCGACGUCCGGCUGAAGUGCACCUUCAGUUCCAGCUCGCCCAUCCGGGCUUCCUCUGUCUACGUGGCCUGGAACUUCCGACCCCUGGGCCCCGGGCGCGAGGAGUCGGUGUUUUUCUAUCAAGACAAGCCCUACCCGCCCACGGAUGGGCGUUUCCGAAAGAAGGCGACGUGGGCGGGGGACAUCAUGGGCGGCGACGCUUCCAUCAUGCUGCGCGAGGUGAAGUUCACCUUCAACGGGACGUACAGCUGCCAGGUGAAGAACCCGCCGGACGUGCACGGGAUCGCCGGGGAGGUGGAGCUGAAGGUCGUCGCUUCAGCUUCCUACUCUGAGAUCGCCAUUCUGGCGGGCGCCGUAGCGGGCGCCAUCGGGGUGAUGAUGCUCAUCGCCGGCUUCAUACUCUGCGUCAAGCGCUGCCACAGGGCACGCCUGGAGGCGGACCCCGACCAGCCCCCCCGCGAGAGGAAGGACCCCACUCUGUGCCAUCCUGCGGAAGCAGUUCACCUGUACAUACAGAGUGACGUGGAGAUCGAGAUUGACAGCUCUGAUGGAGAGCUCUCUGAGGUGAGCUCCAAUGAGCCCAGUGAUUCAGACGACGAGGAAGACGACAGCUCGGGCGGCGAAGUGGAGGAUGAUGACGACUGACCCCAAAACUCCCUGACGGGGAGGGAGGGAGGAACCGCCGUCCUGGCAGCCGCAGAGAGGAGAAGCCGGACAGAGAGAACAGCCCUGGAUGGAGGGAGGGGAGAUCUAUCCUGUUUCUUUGGCGGAGUGUGCUUUCGAUGAUGAUGGUGGCAGACACUGAACUAAAAAAAAAAAAACAAAUGCAAAUGGCCGCAUUCAAAAACCACUGAAAAAUGAUAUUCCCCCCCCCCCCCCCUCCCCUUCAUUUUGUCCAGUUUCAUUAGUGCUGCCCUACUGCCUCAGUUGUACCGCUGCAAUUUGUGGCCAACCCAAAGUGAGAAACACUGCUUCCUACACGACAGGAGAGGUGCUGCGAUGAAUAUCCUGCAUCACCGGCCCUUUCACGACAAGCCAUGACAAGCCUACCGUAGCGCCUGGAGCCAUGUCGAGGAUGAAAACAUGCAAUUUGAUGUGAUUGUUUUAGAGGAUGAAAUACUGUACUCAACUGAGCCAUUCAAUGAGCCCAUUAACUGACAAGAAUCCGCCCAUUCGGUUCCACCGUAAGCCAGCCAUGGUUAGAGUCCUUCGGAAGAGCUGGCCUGCCCCCUAAAGGAAAGAUGAUGUCUUAGUGCUGAGAAACACAUGCAGGGCAGAGCAGGAAAAAAAAAAAGUUUGAAA
Messenger RNA from Anguilla anguilla (European eel), 1916 nucleotides. Its product is annotated as myelin protein zero-like protein 2. The transcript is spliced from 5 exons. The coding region runs from base 498 to 1259 and encodes 253 amino acids. Gene Ontology annotation, biological process: cell-cell adhesion. Lineage: Eukaryota; Metazoa; Chordata; Actinopteri; Anguilliformes; Anguillidae. The record is from RefSeq and is a predicted model, not a curated record. Gene Ontology annotation, cellular component: membrane.